This is a messenger RNA of Cryptomeria japonica (Japanese cedar), 1608 nucleotides long. RefSeq names its product patatin-like protein 2. NCBI's taxonomy places the organism in Eukaryota, Viridiplantae, Streptophyta, Pinopsida, Cupressales, Cupressaceae. Gene Ontology annotation, molecular function: monoacylglycerol lipase activity; glycerophospholipase activity. The transcript is spliced from 8 exons. The record is from RefSeq and is a predicted model, not a curated record. Gene Ontology annotation, biological process: lipid metabolic process. Bases 74 to 1276 code for a protein of 400 amino acids.
GGCCCUUUCAUCACAGAGCUCUUACUUCUUUCUUAUUUACCUGUAAUCGUAGUUCUGUUUCCAACCAAGUGCAAUGGCAACCAUGAAAAAACUGCCACCCACUUGUGGAGAUAUGAUAACCAUUCUUAGCAUUGACGGAGGAGGAGUCCGAGGGAUAAUCCCUGCAACUGUCCUUGAAUUUCUAGAGGCAGAGCUUCAGAAACUGGAUGGCCCAGAAGUCAGAUUAGCAGAUUAUUUCGAUGUCGUGGCGGGGACAAGCACAGGAGGACUUGUUACUGCAAUGAUAACUGCUCCAAACAAGGAAAACAGACCAUUGUUUGCGGCCAAGGAAAUUACCCAGUUCUAUUGGGAUCACUGCCCAAAAAUUUUCCCAGCCAAAAGCGGCCUUUUCGGAUCCUUGAAAUCAAUUUACACGGCUGCGACAGGCCCCAAAUAUAGUGGGAAUUACCUGCACAAUCUUGUGAAAAAAUUAGUGGGUGACAUUCGAUUGCAGCAAGUACUAACUGAUGUGGUGAUCCCAACCUUCGAUACCAAGAUAGAGCAGCCCACAAUUUUCUCUACUUUUGAGGCCAGACAUGAUAUCUCAAAAGAUGCAUAUUUAUCAGAUUUAUGCAUUAGUACUUCGGCUGCUCCAACAUAUCUUCCUGCCCACUAUUUUGAAACAAAAUAUCCUUCCGGCAAAACUAGAGAAUUCCACCUGAUAGAUGGAGGAGUGGCUGCUAAUAAUCCAACUUUACUUGCCAUCAACGAAGUGACAAAAGAAUCACUCAGGAAGGAGAAAGAUUGGGUAUCUCUAAGGAAGGCAAAGGACAAGAGAAAGAUGUUGGUGCUGUCUCUUGGAACUGGGUACCAAACUGCAUCGUACAAAGCCAGAGAUGUUGCAAAGUGGGGACUCUUGGGAUGGCUCCGUCAGAAAAAUGCGGUCCCCAUAGUGGACACUUUUAUGCAAUCAAGUUCCGAUAUGGUGGACAUUUAUGCUUCCUUAGUCUUUCAAUCCGCUGAAUCUAAAACGAACUAUCUCAGAAUUCAGGAAAACGAAUUGACGGGAGAUGCAGCCUCUGUUGAUAUCUCUACUCCGGAAAAUCUUAAGGAACUUAUAAAGAUAGGAAAAAAGCUGCUUGACGAGCCUGUUUCCAGGGUCGAUUUAGAGACGGGAUUGUUUGAGAAUGUUAAUGGUGAGGGUACCAACAGCGAUGCCUUGAUCAGGUUUGCAAAGGAUCUCUCGGACGAAAGAAAGUUGCGAAUCAAGAGACUGUCUGGUGAUACAGCUCAGUAAUCAAAUAUUUGGUGUGUAGUUUGUCGUAUAGUUUGUGGAAACAAGGCAAUAAAGGACUGUAGCACUUUUUAUUUUCUUGGUCCUGCUGUUGCAGGGAAUCUACAUGGUAGAUGGUUUAACUCGGAACUGAAGUAACUUAGUCAAUGACGUGAAAGUAUUUUCUUCCGUUUGGAUUUUGAUAUAUUUUAAUACUUUCAAUAAAAGGAAUGCAAUGCAAGUUAUACGAUGUUGAGGAAGUUUGGAUGUUUCUAUGAACAUCAUAUAGAUUCAAUGAGUGUUAAGUGGGUCAAAUCAGAUGAGUUUAUGUAAACCACUAUUAAUGAAAUAUGAUC